GCUCGAACCCCAGAGCGGAAAGAAAGGAGCUGAGGGCACACGAAGUGGUCGGCGAAAUUGCGACGUGGGAAUCGUCGCCGGAGUUGUUGUUCCGCUAAUUGGAAGUUUGAUGACGCCGCCGUUGGAGCAUUAUUACAUGGGAAUGCAGGAGUUAAGCCCGGAUGUCGGUUCCGGUAAGCCGUUUUGCUCGUCGCCGGCUUCGUCAGGAGACGGAGGGGUGGUGGAGGAGGAGAGCGAGAAGAUCGGGUUGAAUCUGAAGGAGACAGAGCUUAGACUUGGGCUUCCAGGGUCGGAUUCGCCGGAGCGGAUGGAUGGCGUUGGGCUGAGUCUCGGUAUGCCGAGGGGGAUUGUAGCAGGAGCUAAGAGGGGGUUUAAUGCUGCAACCGAAGGAGUUGGGCAGUGGGAUCGUUCCCGUGGGAGUGGAACCGAUGGAGGGAAGCUGUUCUGGCCAGUGGCGGAGAAGGAAGUUGGUCCGGUGGGGAAGGCAGUUGAGAAGAAAAGUAAUGCAGCGGAUCGCGCAAUCGGCCCAGCUGCAAAAGCGCAGGUAGUGGGCUGGCCCCCCAUUAGAAAUUACAGGAAGAAUACUAUGGCUACCAGCCCAAUGAAGAGCAAAGAAGAUGGUGAAGGGAAACCAGGUACGGGAUGUUUGUUUGUGAAAGUUAGCAUGGAUGGUGCUCCAUAUCUGAGGAAAGUUGACCUCAAGACGUACUCCAGCUAUAAGGAGUUGUCUAUAGAGUUGGGGACAAUGUUCAGUAGCUUUACUAUUGGCUAUUGUGGCUCGCAAGCUGUACCAGCCAAAGAUGGAUUAACUGAGAGCCGGUUGGUGGAUCUACUUCAUGGGUCCGACUAUGCCCUUACUUAUGAAGACAAGGAUGGCGAUUGGAUGCUUGUCGGUGAUGUUCCAUGGGAGUAAGUACUAUAUUCAGUAUUCAUUUUUUUCCGCAUAACCACACAUUUAUAUAUGUAGAGUGCGUAUAAAUAAUUUUUAAGAUCUUUGUUAAUUCCGCUCUCAUCGGAUGCUUAAUUGCUGGUAAAUUUUGUCAUCUAGU
Molecule: messenger RNA, 1049 nt
Organism: Dendrobium catenatum
Lineage: Eukaryota; Viridiplantae; Streptophyta; Magnoliopsida; Asparagales; Orchidaceae
Product: auxin-responsive protein IAA8-like
Exons: 3
Coding region: 110-913 (267 amino acids)
Biological process (GO): regulation of DNA-templated transcription
Cellular component (GO): nucleus
Molecular function (GO): protein binding
Source: RefSeq, a predicted model, not a curated record